This is a messenger RNA of Penicillium longicatenatum, 924 nucleotides long. RefSeq names its product ankyrin repeat domain-containing protein. Gene Ontology annotation, molecular function: protein binding. The record is from RefSeq and is a predicted model, not a curated record. Bases 1 to 924 code for a protein of 307 amino acids. NCBI's taxonomy places the organism in Eukaryota, Fungi, Ascomycota, Eurotiomycetes, Eurotiales, Aspergillaceae. The transcript is spliced from 3 exons.
AUGGAAGCCGAUGCCGGGCGCUUCUGUACUGUACUACAUCCUUUCAUUCAAAGCCAUCAAAUCAAUGAGUCCGACGAUGAUGAUCAAUCCGACUUGAGUGCUAGCGACGACAAUGCUUCCAGUACGGGUAUCAAUUUCCACUUAGAAAGCAUUGCUCUAGAUGCAGACACGAUCUAUCUCCCAGAGUCGGAGUCACAGGGAAGAUUUGUGGGCGCCAUUCCCCAAGAAUCAAGGCCGAGGUAUUUCUCACCACAUAUGGAUUGGGCUCUCGUGAAACUGGAAUCGACCACUGGCCUGCUUCUCAAUUUCGCAACCCUUGAUGGCAAGGUUGUCGUUCCGUCGAAAGUAGUCUCCCCUGUCAUACACGGGCUAUUCUUGCCUCACUCUGGGCUUCAAGAUGCCUGGGCAUUAAACAUGAAACCAACCCUUGGAGAUUCUGGUACAUGGGUCGUGGACCCUGAGACUGAAUCAAUCUUCGGUAUCGUUGUCGCUGGAUCAGAAAGCACAGAAACCUCAUUUAUUUUACCCGCACAGAACGUCUUUAAUGAAAUAUGGGAGCGUUUCCCGGACAUGCAGUUCCCCUUGUCGGGUGAUCUACCCACACUGCUUAAUGCAGUUAAUCUUGAAUUGCCUCAAAUUGCCGAGCUAGUAGUGACCAAAAGUACAUUGAUAGGGCUGAAUCUCGUGGGUUACGAGGGCUGGAGUCCACUGUCAUUAGCGUCUUCUAAAGGUUCUAGUGCACUUGUAGCGUCUUUGCUGCAAGCGGGAGCCGACCCAAACCUCGCAUGCUCCCCAUCGACUCUGCCGUUACAUCUUGCUGCGUACGGGGGUUUCCUGGAAGUCAUACAGAUAUUACUGAAUUUUGGCGUGGACCCUAACUCAAAAGGUGCGUUUUACAUGAAGCCAUCGCGCAUGCCGGACUAA